GUUUCUACAAGUAGCUAGUAGUAACAACACAAAAGCAAUUAGAAAAUAGGGCAAAAAAAAACAAGAACAAGAAAAUGGAUCCAAGAAGGCAUGGGAAGCUACCAUUAUCUUCAUCAUCAGAUGCAAAAGAGAAGAGAGAAGAUGAUGAUGAUGCUUCUUAUUAUGGAUCUUCUUGGUGCACACCUGAAGACACUGACAUGUCAACCAUGGUUUCAGCUCUUGCUCAAGUUAUGGCAACUUCCAAUAAUAAUAAUAAUCAAAACCCUCAUCACAUGAUGCUGCCACAAUCAAACCCUUUUCCUCUCUCAAAUGAACCUCUUCAACCUACUCACCCUCUUCAAGAUCAAGAGGAGGGGCCAAAUAAGAAGAAGCCACACUACAGAGGAGUGAGACAGAGGCCAUGGGGAAAAUGGGCAGCAGAAAUUAGAGAUCCAAACAAAGCAGCAAGAGUCUGGCUUGGAACCUUUGACACUGCUGAAGAUGCUGCUUUAGCUUAUGACAAAGCUGCUCUCAAAUUCAAAGGCAACAAAGCCAAGCUCAAUUUCCCUAAAAAACUUGUUCAACCAAACACUACUCAACAACAACAACCUAAUAACAACAACAUGCUACAACAACAACUACAAGGUGGUUCUGCCUUUCAAUUCAGUGGUUCAGCUUCUAAUGCUAUUCUUCCUACACUCUAUUCACCAUCAUCAUCAUUAUCCUCAACACAUGAUCAUCAAGUUUUCCCAAACUUGUUUCAGUAUGCACAGAUUCUUUCAAGUGAUGAAUCAAAUUUCCCUUAUUACACUUCACAUCUUUUCAAUCAACAACAGCAACAGCAACAGCAGCAGCAACAGUUGCAACAAUCUUUGAAUCCAUCAUCCUAUUUCUACAACCAACAACAACAUGAUCAUGAAGGAGGACACCAUCACCACCAAGAUCAGUAGUAUAUAUAUAAAAAUAUAUUGUAUGUGUCCGUCAACUGCUGUGUAUGUUGCUGCUGCAUAAAUAUAUAUCCUUUAUGACCUCUUUCUUUCAAUAAAAAAUAUUGGAUGAGUCAUCAUUAUCACCAAUAUGACAAUAUCUCAUAUGAAAUAAUUAUGCUUAUUUCUAGAGAUUAGUACUUUAACCAUAAU
This is a messenger RNA of Arachis stenosperma, 1118 nucleotides long. Its product is annotated as ethylene-responsive transcription factor ERF113-like. Gene Ontology annotation, molecular function: DNA binding; DNA-binding transcription factor activity. The record is from RefSeq and is a predicted model, not a curated record. Lineage: Eukaryota; Viridiplantae; Streptophyta; Magnoliopsida; Fabales; Fabaceae. Bases 75 to 929 code for a protein of 284 amino acids. Gene Ontology annotation, biological process: regulation of DNA-templated transcription; ethylene-activated signaling pathway. The transcript has 2 exons.